UUUGUUUUCUAGACCGACACAAUGAACUUCAUGGAUGAGGUACCUUUCAAAAUUGCAUCUGGGAUUCUCAAGGAACCAGCUGAAGAGCCUGUACUAAUACCACUGCCAGGUUUCAGCAUUUCAGACUUUCCCAGCAUUCUCAGAGAAAUACAGUAUAACUUCACUAUGGAGAGAUGGGUCCUUCAGUCAUUUACAGAUGACAGCCAGACUUCCACUUCUGAAACCAGUGCCAUUCUGGAGGCUAUGCCAUCAGCUCCUUCAUUCUUGCUAAUGAUUUUCAGCAAAGAUGCCAACAGUAAUUCAAAGAUAAAGAACAAUUAUACUACAACAGCUCUGAGAUCCAGGAGUCAAAGUUUAAAUGCUACUGAUGUAAAGUGUUACCACCCAAGGGUCAGAUUUAUGGCCAAAAGUUCUGAAAGUGAUGAUGGUUACUCUGAAGAUGAUGAAUGCUCCUCUUCUGAUGACUGGGAAGAUACUAUCUUGCAACCUCCAGGUCUAGUGAAAAGUGCUUACAAGAGGGCUUUUUCAAACAGUCGGUUACUGAAAAAGACUGAUCUCAAACCAAAAACAUCUCAAUAUUUAUCUAGUCUGUCCUCUCCAGAUGGCUCAAGUAUGCAAAGAAGAAGUGUCAUCUUUUCAUCUCAAAAGGUUUAUCAUGACAAUGAAAAAAACGCUUUAUCAAUGAUGGAAGAACAUACAAGAUGGCACCAUUCCUGCUGCCAACAGAAAUGGCCCAAGAGAAGACUACCAUCUCUGCAUCGCAGUGGUGAAAACUGUUCUUUGGGUUCACUAACACCACAGCCUCCAUCUUCCCCACCAUCUAUGCACCUCAAGCCACGUCCCUGCACUGCUGGUCAUAUCCCAGAUGUUAGAAAUCAUAAACCAAAAUUUGCAUCCUUUAGUUCCUAUUCCUGCCUUCCUCCACUGCCUUCCAUGUGUCACUCUGCUUGUCCUUUCAUUUCUCGCUCAGACACAUCAGCAGACUUACUACUUGCACUCAGCAAGGAGGAGCAGGAUCUGCUGAAACCAGUUUUAGAGCUGAGCUAUCCUAUGUCCAGAGCCAUCCGGGCUCUUCAGAAGAUUGGCCGGCAGAGUUCUGCACAGAUUCUUAGUUAUUUGAUGGCCUGUGACAGAUUUUGCAAGCAAGGUUAUGAGGAAUCACUGGUUGAGGAAGCCCUGGAAAUGUUUCAAUAUUGUGAGAUAAAGGUAGAUGAAUUCUUGCAUCUGGUGACUGAGUUUACUGAAAUGGGAUUUCCACUAAAUGCAGUUAAAGAGGUCCUGCUUGUUCAUGAAAACCACAGUGAAAAAGCUUUGGAGGAAUUAGUGUCCCAAAUUGAAUGGUGAAAAACAAUGAAAUAUAAUUGAAAACAUUGCUUUUUGCACAACUUUUAAAAUAAUACUGGACUCCCUAAAAUGAAUUACUGGCAAAUGUUUUUGUCGAAAUCCAUUAGAUUUCUGGUAAACUAUUGUUAGAAUAAAUACUGAGGAUAAAAUAUUGGUAAAAUUAA
This is a messenger RNA of Polypterus senegalus (gray bichir), 1508 nucleotides long. It is a transcript of the gene ubap1lb, whose product is annotated as ubiquitin associated protein 1-like b. Gene Ontology annotation, biological process: ubiquitin-dependent protein catabolic process via the multivesicular body sorting pathway. Gene Ontology annotation, molecular function: ubiquitin binding. The coding region runs from base 22 to 1344 and encodes 440 amino acids. Gene Ontology annotation, cellular component: ESCRT I complex. The record is from RefSeq and is a predicted model, not a curated record. The transcript has 5 exons. NCBI's taxonomy places the organism in Eukaryota, Metazoa, Chordata, Cladistia, Polypteriformes, Polypteridae.